AAAGCCUAUCAGGAGAAAGACUCUGUCAUCAGCAGCGUCACCAGCAAAGUCAAAGGUUUUGCCCUCACCAACGUAUCUGACAUGGAGCCUCAACUUUGGGACGUGGCUGACUAUGUCAUCCCUCCUCAGGGUGAAGGUUCCUUCUUUGUGUUGACAAACAUGGUCGUGACCCCAAAGCAAAGACAGUGGCGUUGUCCUGAGCUUCCAAGUCCGUCAACGACAUGUGUGGAUGAUUGUGACUGUACUGUGGGACAUAGUGAUCCUCGGGGCAGUGGUAUACAAACAGGACUGUGUGUCAACUAUUCUUCCACUCUCCAGACAUGUGAGGUGUUCUCAUGGUGCCCGCUCGAAUUAGACGCUAAGCUGCCAGAGCGUCCAUUGUUGGCUGCAGCAGAAAACUUCACUGUGCUGAUUAAAAACAGCGUAACAUACCCAAAGUUCAAGGUUCACAGAAGAAACAUAAUGCCACAAAUCAACUCCUCGUACCUGAAGAGGUGUGAGUUCAAUCACGUCACAGAUCCUUACUGUCCCAUAUUCCGCCUCAAACACGUCGUCUCAGAGGCUGGAGAGGAGUUCCAAGACCUGGCUGUGAUGGGUGGAGUCAUUGGUAUUAUUAUAGACUGGAGUUGUGACCUGGACUGGUGGGCGGGGAAGUGUGAGCCCAAGUAUAGUUUCCGUCGUCUGGACAACAAACACCCCAACAGAAACGCGGCCCCUGGAUACAACUUCAGGUUUGCCAAGUAUUACAAAACCUCAGCUGGAGAAGAAACCAGGACCUUAAUCAAAGCAUAUGGGAUCCGCUUUGACGUCAUUGUGUUCGGAACAGCUGGGAAGUUUGGAAUCGUACCCACGAUAGUCAACAUGGGUGCAGCGUUGACGUUCCUCAGUUUGGUUCCUCUGGUUUGUGACUGGUUCGUGUUGACAUGCACGACGAGAAGAGCACUUUACAGCAGACACAAAAUCAAAUACCUACGUGAUGAUGAUGAUGAUGGCGAUACCGAGUCAGUGAGUAACUAAUCCAUCAGUUUCACAUGAAUACACACA
Molecule: messenger RNA, 1044 nt
Organism: Solea solea (common sole)
Lineage: Eukaryota; Metazoa; Chordata; Actinopteri; Pleuronectiformes; Soleidae
Gene: p2rx4b
Product: purinergic receptor P2X, ligand-gated ion channel, 4b
Exons: 10
Coding region: 82-1017 (311 amino acids)
Biological process (GO): response to ATP; monoatomic cation transmembrane transport
Cellular component (GO): nuclear inner membrane; plasma membrane
Molecular function (GO): extracellularly ATP-gated monoatomic cation channel activity; purinergic nucleotide receptor activity
Source: RefSeq, a predicted model, not a curated record